CUUUCGUUGGUGUCCUUUUCUACGCUCAUUUUGUUUAGAUGCUACAGUUAUAUUACUUCAAAGUUUUUACAAUUUGAAGAAAACUUCUAUCCAUACCACAUUUACAAGACGAAAAAACGAAUGCAGCUUUAGUCACUCUCACAACAAUAAAAAAUCCAACAUUAAAAAAACUGCGUUAGAAUGGAUUACGACGAAUCUAGCACUAAGGGUAAAGGACGUGGUCGUGGUCGCGGAUCCCGAGGUGGAGCCCGCGGACGAGGUCGUGGUCGUGGCCGUGGACGUGGUAAGAAAGCUUCGCGGGUUAUAUCGUCCGAUGAGGAGGAGGAUGUCGAUUCCCCGGAGCAGACCGACAAGGAUAUUGAUGAACCGACAGAAAUCGCUUCACCGCCAAAAGGAGGGCACGAGUCGGAAUCGGUAUCCGCUCAGGAACCUAGCGGGGAAAAAGAAUCAUUGAUGGAGGAACCUUUGUCGGCGACUCCUGGCUCCAUACCGAUUGUUAUCGAUAUGGAAGCGGAUAUUUCCCAGCUAGAAGCGCCUACCUUUACGACGAUAUCCCGUGGACCACCGGAGCCUAUGUUGAGACUAAACUGGGAUCACAAGGUAAAUCUUAUUGGAGAAAAAGUGCUCAAUCCGAUGAUUUACAUUUGUGAUUUAUGUGACAAACCCAUCUUAAUUUAUGGUCGCAUGAUUCCUUGUAAGCACGUAUUUUGCUUGAAGUGUGCUCGUUCGGAGAAUCUUAAAAUUUGUCCGCGCUGCAAAGAAAAAGCCGUUCGAGUAGAACAAACCGGUCUAGGCACGGUAUUUAUGUGUACCCAUGGAGGAACUCGGUAUGGUAGCACCGGCUGCCGAAGAACUUAUCUCUCACAGCGAGAUUUGCAAGCGCAUAUUAACCAUCGACAUGUGACAAACCCACCACAGCCAGUUCCGCCACCACAGAUAUCCAUCUUACAACCAACCGGUGGACAAGUUCUCGAUGGCAAAAAUCCAACCGGAAUAGGAAAGUCUCCGGUGCGAAAAAAUUCUUGCGAACAAAUGAAUUCACCCCGCGCUUCUGGCCAGGGACCGUUGUCCAUGAAUUACGUUAGCAGCUCAUAUGGGGUUUCAUCUGCCGCAACUCAACUGAUCCACAACAUGACGAUAACUCCUCAGACUGCUCAUUUAUCCGAACGAUCUAGCUACGGUCAACAAUCAUCACCGCGACAUUCGAACUCAACAUCCUGGGGACAACAGUCACAAUACUACCGAUAGUCUAAUCGGUAAAGCUGCCUCGUGACCGUCAUAGGAAAAUGUGCGCUCACUGGCAAGUACUGGAACGAAGUCUAUGACUUUUUCAAUUUGUAUCAUUACAGCAACAAAUAAA
Messenger RNA from Sabethes cyaneus, 1360 nucleotides. It is a transcript of the gene Hakai, whose product is annotated as E3 ubiquitin-protein ligase Hakai. Lineage: Eukaryota; Metazoa; Arthropoda; Insecta; Diptera; Culicidae. The coding region runs from base 181 to 1248 and encodes 355 amino acids. The transcript is spliced from 3 exons. Gene Ontology annotation, molecular function: ubiquitin protein ligase activity. Gene Ontology annotation, biological process: regulation of cell adhesion; protein ubiquitination. The record is from RefSeq and is a predicted model, not a curated record.